AUGGCUCAGACGAGAUUCACUUCACAGCUAGUGCCACUUGCUGCAGAGGAUCCCUUAUAUGAAGUCUUAGCUGCAUGCCAAUCGGACACGAGUAAGGUCAAGAUUGAUCUUGGGAUUGGUGCUUAUAAGGAUGAUAACGGCAAGCCUUGGGUGCUUCCUGCCGUUUCAAAGGCCGAAGCGAUUUUGCGUCAAAGACUCGACUACAACCACGAGUAUCUCCCAAUAUCGGGCCUGAAAUCUUUCACGGAAGCGGCUAGCGAGUUGUUACUGGGUAAAGACCAUCCCUCAAUUCAGCAAAAGCGCCUAUUGUCCAUUCAGAGUGUAUCUGGCACAGGAGCACUAUACCUGGGAGCGUUGUUCCUAGCAACAUUAACACCCUUGGCUAAACGAGUUGCCAAUAUCUCGUUCCCAUCUUGGUCCAACCACUCGGCAAUUUUCCGCACCGCCGGCUGGUCUAUAUCGGAAUACCCAUACUUGAGACCUUGUUCGCAAGAAUUUGACCUACAAGGGACGCUGGCCGCGAUCGAGGCCUCACCUCCCGAUGCAGUCUUUGUACUCCAUGCCUGCGCGCAUAAUCCUACCGGUGUAGACCCGACGCCUGAUCAGUGGAAAGAGAUUGCUCAAGCGCUCAAGAGGAAAAACCAGCUUCCAUUUUUCGACUGCGCCUAUCAAGGAUUUGCAACCGGUGAUUUUGACCGGGACGCAUUCGCCAUUCGCCACUUUGCAGAGCAAGGACUCGAGUUUUUUGUAGCACAAUCAUCUGCAAAGAACUUUGGCCUGUAUGGCCAGCGGGUGGGCUGUCUCCAUUAUAUCCCGAGCUCACUACUAUCAAAGAAGGAGAGCUGGGUCACACUUGCCCGAGUCAAAUCACAACUGUCCUCUCUGCAAAGGUCAAUUAUUUCAAACCCACCACGCUAUGGGAGUCAUAUUGUCUCUCUUGUACUUAACGACCCUGAGCUAAUGAAAGAGUGGAAGAACAACGUUCUCACCAUGUCAGAGCGCAUAGGCAAGGUUAGGAAGACGCUACAAAGCGAGUUUGAAAACCGAGGAACGCCAGGAACAUGGAGCUACAUCACAAAGCAGGUUGGCAUGUUCAUAAUGCUCGAUGUUCGAGCGGAUCAGGUCUUGAAAUUGAGGGAAGAAUAUCACAUUUAUAUAAGUCCUAAUGGAAGAGUUAGCUUGGGAGGGCUUAAUACACACAAUAUCGACCACUUUGUUAGAGCAGCCGAUAGAGUAUUGAAAGAGCAGGUGGAACUAUGA
Molecule: messenger RNA, 1260 nt
Organism: Clonostachys byssicola
Lineage: Eukaryota; Fungi; Ascomycota; Sordariomycetes; Hypocreales; Bionectriaceae
Source: the annotation of a GenBank genome assembly